Molecule: messenger RNA, 3197 nt
Organism: Dendroctonus ponderosae (mountain pine beetle)
Lineage: Eukaryota; Metazoa; Arthropoda; Insecta; Coleoptera; Curculionidae
Product: tripartite motif-containing protein 2
Exons: 5
Coding region: 350-2011 (553 amino acids)
Biological process (GO): protein peptidyl-prolyl isomerization
Molecular function (GO): peptidyl-prolyl cis-trans isomerase activity; zinc ion binding
Source: RefSeq, a predicted model, not a curated record
UUCCUAACUUAACUGUAAAGUAUAAACGCAGCUCGACGGACCAGUCGUAAACAUGAUGUGGCAGAUCGCGUAGCGGCCACUAAUAUUUUUAAGUUUUUUUCGUACAAAUGCCGAUACCGUCGGCAUUAAACAACUAUUAUGUAAUGUACACGUCGAAAAGUACACGCAUUAUAAGCCGUUUUCGUUCCGGACCGCAACCUAAGUACAAAAUACACGAAAACCCAAAUCCGUUUUGCCGAACUACAGUUUUUUCCUAAUUAGAAACGACCAAAUAAUUAUCGCAUCGCUUUUUAUCGGAAAUUUACCAAAGGCUGUGUUACACAUCGUAUAGUUUUAAAACGUUUCAGAAAUGGAUCCCGUUGUAUCAGAAUUCGAAGAGCUGAUGGUGUGUGGGUACUGCAGACAGAAAUUUAACGAUUCCGAACUGAGCCCGAAGCUGCUUUCGUGCAAACACUACUUCUGUUUACAGUGCACACGCACAAGUCUCACCAAGGGCCACGAAUUAUAUUGCGUUUACUGCUGGAAAAAAACCGAACUGGGGGAUUUGGGCCCGGAGUCGUUGCCCACGUACACUCCGGUACUCUGUUUGGCGAAGAACUUUUCCCAGUUGAAUAUCGGCAUAAAACCUCCCGAUAAAACACCAAUAACGCCUAAGAUUGGUUCGGAAAACUGCCACACGCAUGCGAUGCCUCUGGUUCUAUGGUGUCAUACCUGCGGUACCUCACUUUGCAGAGCAUGCGCGGCGACCGCUGAGCACGCCACUCACAAAGUUAAAUCUCAAACUGAAGCCAAAGAGCAUCUAGUGGCGGAAAUGCAAAUCGACCUGGCAUCGAUGAACAAGAUGCUUUCCGAGAUACAAAGACUGGCAAAGCAGCAGCGCGAAUUCCUGCUGAAGAUUCUUGAGGCGUGUGUAACGUUAAAAACUCACGUCGAAGCCGACCUAACGAAUAACGCAUCUCACUUCGAAAUCGGUGAGACUCGUGAUCUUUUGGCGAAACUCCGUUUGAACCUAUCGAUGGCAGAAACACUGUCCGACGUGCACAGUAUCAACGCGAACGUCAACAUGGAGAAGCACCGUCUUCAGUUGCGCUAUCAUGAAAUGUACCUGCAAUGUCAACUGGAUGACCUCAUUCGAAACUCAUCGGUGAUCUUCGACUUUCAGUUACUGAAGCAAGCGCUCAGCAGCAUCCAAAACGGCGAAGCAUUGUUCCCGGGGAAUUCCCGACUUCUGACUCCUUCGCAACAAAACCCCAUCCUUUUCUUAGCGAAUUAUUGUAUGUCCCAACUAUACUCUCGUCACGUGUUAUCUAAACAACCGAUUAACGGGGUCCUCGAUUACCAAAACCAUAAUCAAAACCACCAAACCUUAAACACGGUACCUCCUUUGAACUACCUCGCCCAUGCGCAUAAUCCUCCCCAGUUCGUCGCUACACCUAAAAACAUCUAUCAGGAUAAUAAUUUGAUGAUGCAACCGAUGAUGCCCUCCCCACAGCUGCGCCAACCCUCCAACGUAUGUCCGUUAUAUUUCUUUAAUAUUGAAGUAAACGGCACCCAAAUGGGUAGAAUCGUCAUCGAAGUGAGAGCUGAUGCUGCUCCAAAGAUGGCAAAGAAUUUCGCCGUGUUAACUACUGGGGAAAUGGGAAUGGGGUAUAAAGGUUGUCAAAUUUUCCAGUGUUGGGAAGGAGAAAGCGUUAUUACCGGCGACUUUGAGCUCAAUAACGGUAGGGGAGGUAGAUCGAUUUUCGAAGAAUCAUACUUCUUGCCCGAUGACACUAAGCUUGUUGCGUCGCGCGGCACAGUGGGAAUGCGAAGAACUCAAAAACGUCACGAUAACUUGGGAAUGGUAGGUUCCCAGUUCAGGAUUAUAUUACAGGAAAUGCGCGGAUUUACCGGAAUUUUCGGUCACGUUGUAGAAGGUAUAGAAUUAGUUGAAAAAAUUAGCACCUAUGGGGACACAGCAGGAAAACCGACUAAAAAUAUCGUUAUAUCGAAAUGUGGCAAACUUCAGUAAGUGUUUAGAGUAGCUACGUAGUGUUAGAUCUAUAGGUGUGACAAUAACAACACUGCAUAAUCAAACAUUAUGAUUUAAAAAACUUAUAUUAACGCAAAGUCAGAGUAGAUUGAAUCAGGGGAGCUGUUUGCCAAAUACAUAAUAAUUCGUAUGGAGAAUCGUAUAUUUUAGUAAUAUUGCGCUCGAUGGGGUACCGCUAAACUACUUAGACUUAAGAAAAAAUAUUUGGUGUAUUUAAUGAUAGAUGUUUUUAUGUGUAGCUUCAAACAUCGUCGCAAAUGGUGUAAUUCUAAGCUUAAACGAAUUUCGAAAUAUAUGUAUAUCUAUAUUUUCGUAUUAAAUAAUAGAUAUCGAAAGAGCAUAUGGACGGAUAUAUUUUAUUGUUGUCGAUCUUUAGCUUCUGAAAUUAGGUUUAUAUAAAUAUAUAAUCUUUGUUACGUUAGUCUACAGAGAGAACGAGAGGGAAGGUGUUAAAGAUAUCAGAGUCUAAGAAAAGCGUGGAUGCAUUGAUUCGGAAACGAAUACAUAGGAAAGUUUUAUAUUUUUGAACCCGUUUAUUAGGAAACAAAUAUAUUCUAGUAGCAUUGGUUCUGUAGGAUAUAUCAAUUUUUUUAUUACACAAACGCUUCCUUAUUCUGUAUUUAUUAUAUUAUUUGUAUAUGCGUUUGGCAACCGAUUUGCAUUGCUGAACCAUUUAUAUGUUAACUUUCCUGGAGUUGAUAAAGUUGGUUCGACUAUCAUAUUCGUUUCACAUCAGUAUCACAAAUAUAUACUUUGCACAAACAGGAACAACGUAUGCAUUGCACUAGAAAAUUGAUGUAUUCAAAUAAUUACGAAUACUACUACUUUAAUACAGUUACAUUCAAUCGCAAUUUGAAUAAGUGCAAAAUGAAAACUUAACUCAACGUGUAUUAUUUCGAUUUGGCAAAUUUGAUAUAUUUGUGAUACUUUAUAUUUACUAUUUUUGCUAAUGUAUAACAGGGAAAGCUUUCAAUGUGAAUAUUUGAGCGAAUGAGAAAUAUUGUCCAAGGAAGGCCUAAUAGUAGAAGUCGUAACAGAUCGUAAAAGACUGUUUGGUGAUAUAGAAAACGUUCUCUCGAGACCAAGCAGUAGAACGUAUAAUAUUUUGAUUCGAAACAUGCUAGUAUUUUUGUAGCUUUGCAAAAUACAUCCUUUUUUUAUCGCA